Molecule: messenger RNA, 183 nt
Organism: Enterobius vermicularis (human pinworm)
Lineage: Eukaryota; Metazoa; Nematoda; Chromadorea; Rhabditida; Oxyuridae
Source: the annotation of a GenBank genome assembly
AUGAAAACAGCGACAAUUUCAAUCAUCUGGCAUACAACUGCCGGUUUGCUACUGCUGAAAUUUUGUGUUGAUUCCCAUCCUGUUAAACAUUUCUGGAUCAUUUUUGGCGCUUUCAGCGUCCCAACAUUACUGCUACAAGCUGCUACAUUUUUUUCCUGGAUUAAUUUUAGCGUUUUUUGUUAA